Mesocestoides corti is the source of this 510-nucleotide messenger RNA. NCBI's taxonomy places the organism in Eukaryota, Metazoa, Platyhelminthes, Cestoda, Cyclophyllidea, Mesocestoididae. The record is from the annotation of a GenBank genome assembly.
AUGGAUUCACAGGAGACCGAAUUGAACCUACCUUCUGGUAAAUCCAGGAAGUAUGUCUUCGAGGCGACGGCCAAUGGGAGUAGAAACAACGAUAGUAAGAGUACCAACCAUUUUGGUCUCAGCAGAGCGCGUUUACGGCCAUUAUUCCGUUGCAUCGUUGCCGGCGGGCAGCUGCGCAGCGCGACAAAAAUCCAGCUGCUUCGCACAACUGCUCUGCACGGGACUGAUAGUAGCGGCUCGGCUUGGAGUAGUGGCUCUGCGCCCUCACGCUUGUGCCGUUAUGGUGGUGCCGCUGCCGGUGCGAUCUGGCCCAGGGCUGACAGCACCCCCGUGCACGCUCACCUUCACGCACGCACGCACGCACCCACAACGCACACUCGCAUUCAUUCGCACGCGCCUAUGAUCGAUUGGGAAAGACCGUGCAGUGUGUCCCACAUAUUGGGCUCACCAGCUUUUGUGUACGCACUCGUGCGUGCAUGUCCCAGAAAUUUCAACCAAUUAGCGUCGUGA